AUUUAGCAACUGAGAGAGGAGGGUGGGGUGGGGGGGGACACCUUUCCUUAUGUGCUUCAGUGAAGACUACCAGGGCCAGUGGGAGGGGUGCCCUUUUGAUCAAGUCGCUGUGAAGAUCGGUGCAGUGCAUUUAACGACAUGUAAAAAGGGUAUCAGCGGGUAAUGAUUGAUACGGUAUUUGAUUGGCAUCGCCCCAGUGGCUGUUCACUGCCAACGAACGCUGCAGCGCACAGACACACACACACACACACACACAGAGCCACAGCCACAGCCGGAGAGAGGGGGAGACCAUGGCCAAGCGCUCUCCCAGCUGUGCAUUCAUCAUCUUGAUGUCCUCCCUCUCCAUCCCCUGCUUUGCCCACCGGAAACUUUUACUCGUGUUGAUAGACGGCUUUCGCUUCGACUACAUCGGUGACCGGGAGCUGCAGGCGCUGCCGGGUUUGAAAGCCAUGGUGGAAAUGGGAGUGAAAGCGGAUUACCUGACCCCGGAAUUCCCGAGCCUUUCCUAUCCCAAUUACUACUCCCUGAUGACCGGACGAAAUACUGAAAUACACCAGAUGACUGGAAACUACAUGUGGGAUAAGAAAACAAACAAGUUGUUCCUGAUUGGUGAGAAUGAAGACAGUCUGCUACCUUUCUGGUGGAAUGGAUCGGAGCCAUUUUGGGUUACCAUGAUGAAGAAUAAGAGAAAUGUUUACAUGUAUUACUGGCCAGGUUGUAAUGUUGAAAUCCUGGGUGUGAGGCCUAAUUACUGCCGAGAUUACUAUUAUUAUGUGUCAGAUAAAAAUUUUUCAAUUGCCGCCUCGGAAGCCAUUGAUGUUUUGGGACAGGGAAAAGCAAACCUGGCAGCAGUGUAUUAUGAGCGAGUGGAUGUUGAAGGCCAUUCCUUUGGUCCCUGGUCAGAGCAAAGGAAGAAUGCCACAAGAGCAUUGGAUAAGAUGUUGCAAGAGAUGAACUUGAAAUUGAAGGAGCAGGGACUCCAAAAUGAACUAAAUGUCAUGAUUUUUUCGGACCAUGGAAUGACUGACAUUUCUUGGAGAGACCAGGUCAUUGAACUCGAUAAAUAUAUCAACAUGUCAGAUGUUUUGAAGUCUAUGGACCGAGGUGCUUUAAUGAGCAUUUGGCCAAAAGAUGGAAAACUGAAUGAGCUGUACAGGAUUCUGAAAACUGUGCAGAGGCUGAAGGUGUACAAGAAAGAUGAAAUCCCAGAACGGUUCCAUUACAAAAAUGGCAAAUUUGUAUCUCCGCUUAUCCUUCUUGCUGACCAAGGGUGGUUCAUUAUUGAGAACAGGAGCAAGCUGCCAUACUGGGACAAUGGAACAGGGACUAAAGAUGCCUGGCAGAAUGGAUGGCAUGGUUUUGACAAUGAAUUCAGGGACAUGAGGGGAUUCUUUAUUGCUUACGGACCAGAUUUCAGAAGGAACUACAGGGCAGCCCCGAUCCGAGCAGUUGACUUGUACAAUGUCAUGUGCCAUGUUGCUGGAAUUGACCCAUUGCCAAACAAUGGCUCCUGGUCCAGGGUGGAGUGCAUGUUGGACAAUAAUGCCAACAAGGCACAUAGUACCAAAGUCAGCAGCAAUGUAUUGGCAUUCACACUGCUCUGGUUGUUCUUUCAAUCAAAUUAGAACUUUUUUUAAAAUUUCAUUUUCACUGUGAUUUUUAGUAAAAAAAAUACACUUGUUAAUAUUUUCGAUGUAAGAUUUGCAGUAUGAUUCUAUGUACAAAUGGUAUUGUGUUACACAAUAAAAUGUGGCUAAAUCUUCACCAAAUCUUUGUUCUGCUAUGUAUUUGUAACCUACAGGAAUAUAUUUUUAAUACCCUGAAUUUCUUUGUAUUGAUUGCCUUCAAUAAGACCAAAAUUCAAAUACAGUAUAUUAAAGAGUAACUAAUCUGAUUAGAGCCAUUCAUUCCAAACUUAUCAAGAUGGUCUGUUUUGUUUGGUUGUAUACCUGAAAAUAAAUGAUUACUGUUCAAUUUGU
This is a messenger RNA of Callorhinchus milii (elephant shark), 1979 nucleotides long. It is a transcript of the gene enpp6, whose product is annotated as ectonucleotide pyrophosphatase/phosphodiesterase 6. The coding region runs from base 291 to 1625 and encodes 444 amino acids. The record is from RefSeq and is a predicted model, not a curated record. Lineage: Eukaryota; Metazoa; Chordata; Chondrichthyes; Chimaeriformes; Callorhinchidae. The transcript has 8 exons.